Messenger RNA from Schistocerca americana (American grasshopper), 6170 nucleotides. RefSeq names its product dnaJ homolog subfamily C member 16 (gene l(3)80Fg). The record is from RefSeq and is a predicted model, not a curated record. The transcript has 13 exons. The coding region runs from base 136 to 2556 and encodes 806 amino acids. NCBI's taxonomy places the organism in Eukaryota, Metazoa, Arthropoda, Insecta, Orthoptera, Acrididae.
AGUAGGCAAGGAGGUGUGUUUUGUCAUGGCGCGGAUCAAUAUGUGAUAGUGUUUGUGUUAAUUUUGUAAAUACUUUUUUCGUUGUUGUUGAUGGUUGUUGGACGUGUUUUCUAACUUCUAAAUUAACGAGAAGCAAUGAAAUGGCUCAGUCAUUUCAUUUGCUUUUUUCUGAUAACUGCUGGUGUUCAUGGUUUAGGUAACCCAUAUCAAAUUUUAGGAAUACAUAGGAGAGCAACACUACAAGAAAUAAGGAAGGCAUACAAGCAGUUAGCGAAAGAAUGGCAUCCUGAUAAAAAUAGUGAUCCCGCCGCCGAAAAUAAAUUCGUGGAAAUAAACCAGGCAUAUGAGCUUUUAACUGAUCCUGAACGAAGAAAGAAGUAUGACAAUUUUGGGAUAACGGAAGAAACUCCACCUCUACGUCCAAAACGUGAUUAUAGUCAGUAUCGAAGAGAUCCAUUUGAUGAUCUCUUUGGCACUCAUGGAGGUAGUUUUAAAUUUCAAUUUCAGGAUCGUGACAUCACUACGUUUCAUCAGCUUAGUGUCACAACUCGGGCUUUUGAGAACAAAAUUGUACCAAAGAGUUUCAGAAUUCCAUAUCUUGUAAUGUUCUACUCGGAUUGGUGCUUUGCUUGUCUGCAAGUGGAGCCAGUAUGGAGAAGAUUAAUAGAAGAAUUGGAGCCAUUAGGAUUUGGCAUUGUUACAGUUCAUUCAGAAAAUGAGCCAAUGCUGACAAAAAAAAUUGGCAUUCAUACACUGCCUACCCUUGUUGUACUGUUGGAUGGGAAAGCUAGUAUUUAUAGAGACUCACUUUUUAGUGUUCAAAAAAUUGUUGAAUUUGUGAGAAGUAGAUUUCCAUAUCGAUUAGUUCAGCCAGUUGAAGAUGAAACAGUCUCCUUAUUUCUGAGUGGUUGGAAAGACAACAGAGUUAGAGCACUUAUAUUUGAGCGCCACGAUUCAGUGAGGUUACGGUACCUAUUAAUGGCAUUUUUCUACAGGGAACGUGUUGCAUUUGGGUUUGUGCAACUGAAUUCUCCUGCCACUGGAUCUGUUCAAAAGAAGUACAAAGUUCCUAGUGAUAUUGAUACUCUAUUGCUUUUCAAUGAAAAUAUUGAUCGUCCGGUUGCAAGUCUGAGCAUGUCAGACAUGCCAAUAAAAACAAUGCAGGAUAUUAUUAAUAGUAACAAAUAUCUAAUGCUUCCCAGAUUGUCUUCACAGGGGAUGUUUGAUGCAUUAUGUCCUCCUGAGUGGUCACGACCAAGAAAGAGACUGUGUGUAGUGCUAGUAUCUCAAGAUACACCAUACCAUGAUGAUGCAAGACAAGCACUAAGGGAUUUUGCCCAGGAAUCGUCAUACAAUGUGGAAAGAGUUCGUUUUGUGUAUAUUUUCCAGGAGAAACAAAUGGAGUUUAUAAAUGCACUAACAAGCGGUGAAGGCGGUCCACUGGAGCCUUCCUUACAUAUUGUUAUCAUAUGGCGGAGAGAUGCAAAUCAUAUUAAAUAUGAAUGGUUACCACAUACUUGGGAUUCUGCCAAGAUUAAGGAAUGGAAUGAAACAAGGGAUCAGCUGGAAUCCACUAUACAGCGAUUACUUCAUUCAACAGAAGCAUUAACAUAUGAGGCUGUUAUCAAGGAGUUAAUGGAUGAGCAUGCACAAGGGAUCAUGAUGCGCAUACUGGCCAAGGUUUUUUCUGCCGUGGACUACCUCAAAGACAAUAUAACCAAGGAACAGUUACUGCCACUUCUGUCUGUUUUAGGAACAGUUGUCUUCAUUGUGAUUGGAGGGUACAUAAUGACAUAUCUUGUCCGACUUGAGGAAGAAAGCAUCCGAAAAAAACAGUGUACAAAUGGUGCAGCUCCAAAACCAGAGACUGGAAAUUAUGAAACUACAACACUGAAGAAGACUGGAAAGCCAACAACACCGGAGUUACGAUUACACGAACUUCGAGCUGAAACAUACAAUGGGAUGGUUCGCCUUUUGAAACCUGGUUGUCGUACAAUUGUACUUCUAGUUGAUACACAGUCCCGCAACCAACUUAUAGCUGCAUUUCACAAAACAGUCUGGCCGUAUCGCAAAAAUAAGACAUUAAUGUUUGGCUACUUGAUGCUGGAUCGUGCUUUAGAGUGGUACAAGUGUUUACUAACACUGAGCUUACCGGAACCAAGAGAUCUUAACAUAAAUCCGAGGAAUUGCAUUGGUACCGUCCUGUCGCUAAAUGGCCAUCGGAAAUACUUUUGCAUGUACCAUGCUAAGCACCCUGAAUGCGGUAGAGGAAAAGGUUCCAAGCGUAUGGUAAAAAUGACAAAACGCAUCAGCAAUACACCUAAUGCAACAAAUGGAGCAUUUAUGGGUUUUGAUACUAGUGAAUCAGAUGACACAGAAACCUCUGACAUUGAGCAAGGGUACCAGCAAGAUGAUGGUCUACUAUCUGACAAAUACAGCAAUGUUGUAUUCCAAGGUAACCUUCUUGAUGGUUUACCCAAUUGGCUUGAUAGGCUGUUCGAAGGAACAACACAACGAUACUAUAUAAAUUAUUGGCCAGAUUUUCCACUGAAGUAGGCAGUUGGCCAAUGAUCUGUAUAACAAGAGGUGCUGUACUAAGAAGUAUAACUUGUCUGCUUUUGUAAAAUAAUAUAAAAAUUUAAAACAUUUUAAAAUAUCAUGUAAAUAACUUUUCAUAAAUUCCUUAGAAGCCCAUUUCUCUUAAAAGUUUCUGCAAGUUCCAUGUUCCGAAGAAGUUCUGUACCCUAACUGGAAAUCUUUCUCCCAAAUGCUGUGAUGUGAUUAAGGAGUGUUGUUGUUUUCUAGAAGAGGAAUGUACUUUGUUAAUCUGGCUGUUACUAAAAAAACUAUAGUGUAUUAUUUAUGAUGUGGCAUUUUGAGGGUCCCAUGACUGACAGAAAUAAGAAUGUUGUUUUUUAGCAUUUAUGCAGCUGUUGUUGUGGUAUGAGCAAAUUUGAUUGUAUUAUCGGAGAAGAUUCUGAAUACUGUUACAGUUUUAAGAACAAUUGAAGCAUAGCUUGAGAAACUGUGUUCACUGUGUGCAUCACAACUCAAACUUCAUAGGGGAAAAUAAUCCCUCUCUGUGUAGAGGAACAAUCUGUGAAACAUACUUCUACAGAAAGAAAAAAAUCUCGUUGAUUUUUUAAAAAAUAGUUCUGUAAAUAAAUUAAGUCCUUCACCACAAAUAUACAGAUGCCUAUUACGCAAGAACUGAAGCAGCUUAAAAUUAGUAGAUAUUUGCAACAUGGAUAUUUUAUGCCAUGUUUUUAAUUAUAUUGAAGGACUCCUGGAAAAAAUAAAGAGACUUCAUCAACUAUAAGGACAUUGUUCCAUUUGCAUUGAUAUAUAGAUUUUCACUGCCAUUUAGCUUACAGAAUUGUUGCUAAUGUAGGUCCAUUGCCUCCUAGAAAGUGACUCUGUGUCACUUAUCAAUUGACUUUUUUGCAGAUAUUGCAUGAUUCUGCUUAACCAAGAGCAAAGAAACAUUCGUCUUGAAAGUUCAUAUAUCUUUAAGAAGAGUAUUUUUGAAAACACUGUUAAUUAGGACCACGUAUAGAAUAAAGAUUGAGCUUUCUGGUCGAUAAUUCAUUCAGUUCACUAUAUGAUGCUCUGUGGAAGCUCUUUUUUAUGUAGGUAGUACCACAAAGGAAGUUACAGUUGCAGCAAAAUCUUUAACUUUUGUCUUCAGAUUCAGCCUGCAAUAACUCAAUACUUUGUUAAGUAGAAGGCAACAUACCCUUUUUUGUAUUUCACUCUUAAUGUAUUCUAUUAAUCUAAAUUUUAAUUUCUGCAUGUGUAAUAGGAACGAGACAAAAUUUCUUUACAAAGAAUAUUCUUUAACUGAAGUGCAUCUUAUUAUCUAAUUUAUAGAGUUAUUUACACUUUUAGUAUAAUUUCUAGUCACUGACUUUGUUCUGUAAGAGGGAAAAACUAGUUUCCCUGAAAAUGUAAUGUUUUAUCUAGUCAGAUCGCAAAUAAGAUUUUAACACUUGAAGUCCUAUUGGCUGUUUGAGUGACAGACAUACUCCAUUUUUAGCCUUACAUUUUGUGGGAGUAUGCUGUUCCCUGUAUCUGUGAUUACUUCAGAUGAACUGUAUCCUAUUGAAUCGUGCUACUAUGCUGAUUUUAAUAACCUGUUUAAACAUUUUCCCUGUAAUUUCUAUGGUUAUGGUUUACUGUAGCUGUUCUUUUUUAAUACAUAUUCGAUAUAUAAAAGGAAGAAAAUAUGUUAUUAAAACUUAUAGUUAUAUAUACCAUAGUGAUAUUGAAGAGAAAUCUUAGUUUACUUUAAUACAAAGACUUUAGAUACAAUGUACCAAUUAAAUGAACACUAAAGUUGAUAAAUUUAAUUGCACGUGAUGACACAAAAUAUACAAUCAGUUGUAAAUAAAGAUUUUUAACAAAUUAGUAUUAAUGAUGAGACAUGUAGUCUAAAAUGUAGAAGGUAAAAUGCUUUCACUGAAGAAAGGAAAAUUAUGUAUGAAUAUAAAUACAAAGUCUGAUGAAUAAGUCUUAACAUUUUGUUUAUCAGAAUUUUUGAAACACACUUGUUUUGUGCUUAAGGUUAACUUCUCAGUUAUGCUUAAUGAGAGUGAAAGGAAAUAUUAGAUUUUGAUAUUUCAUUUUUCAUAAGCAAAAAAUUGUAGUUGUUAGUAUUUAUUAGUUGUCAUUAGUCUCUUUGUUUCUGUGUGUGAGCCAAUGAUUGUAAUUUCAUAUUAGAAUUUAUACAGUGUUUUGCAAAAUAAGACAUUAUUUUUUGGACUACAGUUUUUAACAGUGUAUAAGUGUUCAUGUUUCAUGCUGAAUUUUUGAGAAACUGUCAGAAUUCUUAAUUAAAGGUCCGUUUGUACAAUGUUGUCAUGAUAUGACCUUUUUAUUUUGUAUUUACACACUCUGUGAUAUUAUACAGUUUAAUUGUACCAUUGGCUCCCAUUCAGCUUUCACAGACCCCCAUAAAAUGACAGUAUGUACAAUAAUUUCUUUUUUUAGAAUUUUUGAUUUAUUUGUUUUUCUGUUACAUGUGGCGGGUAAUGUACCAUAUUUGCAUAAAAAGCUAAGUUAUCUAUAUUUUUUGAAUUCCCAGCAUUAGAAAGAAGGCUCAUUAUGUUCACACUCAUACUUGGAUGCACUAUCCUCCCAAUCCCUGUCUAUUCCUCCCCUCCUCCAAGCCCACACAUACAUUCCUAGUCAUGCACAACUUCAUUUGUGUGUGUGGGUGGGUGGAGGGAGGGUGGUACUAGUUGUCAUUGCUUUUUGUACAUAAUAUUCUGUAAAAUUUAUGAAGAUUCUAAGAAUGUCUGUCAUUUAGGGGGCUUUUACAUAUAUUUUUAUUUCCUGUAAAUGAGCAUUAUUUGAAAGUACAUGCUAUUCAGUAAAACUUUCUGUAGACUGUAAAUAGAAAUGGAAUAUUACUAAAAACAAAUUAAGCCUUGUAAUCCCCUAGGGGAUUGACAAAUUUUCCAAAGUGCCAUACAUAUUGUUUACAUGAGGGUGGGAAAUGUAAUUUUAAUAGCCUAGAGCAGAACUGAUCUAUUUGUUAUAUAUGAAUCUAUAACGCUAAAGGUGAAUGGCUAAGUUCUUGUAAUUAUUAAUGUUCUCUCAUUGUUUAUCAUAGUUUGUUGCACAUCUAAACUUGAUAUCUCCCUCUACAUUUCACUGCAAUAAGUAAACAUUUAUCAUUUCCUUUAUCCCUGUGACAUUCCUACACUAUUUAUUAUUUAAUGUGUAAAAUUUUCAGCAGUGCUUUCUUGGUUAAUCAUUCUUGUUGUUGUUGUUGUUCUUCUUCUUCUUCUUCUUGCUGUUGUUGUUGUUAUAUUAUUAUUGUUAUUUAUGCAAGCUUACUGCUCUAAAAUUGCAGUGAAUGAUGGGACACUGAUUUUUCAAUACUUACAUGCUCAUUAAAAUUUCAGGGUAAGUCGUCGAUGUGGAGUGAAUUGCAAGGACUGUGUAAUGGCACUCUGCCAUAAACUUCUGGUGACUUUUCUGCAUUUUAAACAGGUCAUUGCAAUUUGCUCUAGGUUUCUAAUAAUAUUUUAUAGUAUGGUCGCAAAUGCUAUUUGCAUUAUAAAAUCAAGAACAUCAUUGAAAAUGCAGUACAAAUUAUUUUACAUGUAUUGCCUUUAUACUAGAAAACCAAUUAUACAUGCAAAUACAUUCUUUCUUUCAAAACA